This is a messenger RNA of Scutellospora calospora, 1260 nucleotides long. Lineage: Eukaryota; Fungi; Glomeromycota; Glomeromycetes; Diversisporales; Gigasporaceae. The record is from the annotation of a GenBank genome assembly.
AUGCAGUCAACACAACGUGUUGAAUCAAUAAAUGCACUUAUCCACAAAGCCGUUUCUGCUAGUUCUUCUAUGGCUAAUGUAGUUGAAGUGUUAGACUCCCGAAUGCAACAAGAAGCUAUAAAUAAGAGUUUUAUGGCAUGGAAAUACAAAUCAAUAACACAUCAACAACCAUUCAUUGUAGAAAACUUUUUUAAUAACAUAAAUAACAUAAUUAAAAAAUAUUUUUCACCACGAAUUAUUGAAGCAAUUCAUACACAAAUGUGUGAAUCUGUACUAUAUAAAUGCGAAAAAGUACCUAAUGAAGAAGCUUUUGAAUUUAUUGAAGAUCAAUUAGAUGAGGUACUAUUUGCAGAUAAUCAAGAUAAUGAAGGUAUUACAAAGAUUGAAGACCAUUAUGACUAUCAGCAGGCAUAUUUAAAGACAUUAAUGAAUUCGGUUUCAAAAGAAUUAAUUUGUGAAGUGUGGAGAAUUGUUCCUUAUAUGACAACAAGUUCAUAUCAGCAUAUUGUUCUUCUUAAGGAUGGAACGCAUUUAUGUACAUGCUUAUUGUUAGUUUUACAUGGAAUUAUUUGUCGACAUUACUUUAAACUAAUGGUAGAAAAUUCAAAUGCAUUGUUUCACAUAAAGAUGAUGCCAACACGAUGGUUUCGGGAUGAUGUUUGGAAUAAAGUUGAUUUGGCUUCUAGUGAACCUUUUGUUGGAGCAUCAUCUAAAGGUUUUAAAAAAUCCCAAACUGGUAUUUUACAGAAUACUUAUCCUAUUCCUAAACACUAUAACAAUGUUCAAGAAAGUCAGGUUCAUCAACACACACAUUCAAAAAUGUAUUAUGGUCAGCUUAUGGGACAGUUCAAAAAAGCGUUAAACUAUUCACUAGAAGAUAAUGAUCAAAAAACGUUGAAUGAUCUUAUUUUGUCUUAUAUUUCAGAAAAAGAAGCAAAGCGGAAAAUAGAUAUGCAAUCAAGACAAGAAAUCUUAAAAGAAAAUACGGAUUUAAAUUAUGAGAUUGAAUUGUCUAAUAGUCAUGUAUAUAAUGCAGAUAAUGUAAAAGAUCUAGUAAAACAUCGAGGUAAAGGUAGACCUCCAAACAAACGAAUAAAAGCUUAUAAUGAAAAAAAUAGAGUAGGUAAUCAAAAAGAGAAUAAGCAUGAAAGUAAUAAUAAUAUAGCCGAUAAUGAUAAUUCUAGUGGUCGUAAGUGUGAUUUAUGUCAUAACAUUGGUCAUUAUGCCCCAAAAUGCCCUACUAAAAAUAGUGAAUGUUAG